This is a messenger RNA of Lindgomyces ingoldianus, 886 nucleotides long. RefSeq names its product ribosomal protein L11. Gene Ontology annotation, biological process: translation. The record is from RefSeq and is a predicted model, not a curated record. Bases 55 to 588 code for a protein of 177 amino acids. Gene Ontology annotation, cellular component: ribosome; mitochondrial large ribosomal subunit. The transcript has 2 exons. Gene Ontology annotation, molecular function: structural constituent of ribosome; large ribosomal subunit rRNA binding. NCBI's taxonomy places the organism in Eukaryota, Fungi, Ascomycota, Dothideomycetes, Pleosporales, Lindgomycetaceae.
CGAGCUUCUGUCCGUCUGCGAAGGAUCUUCUCCCCUCGACUACCGCACACAACUAUGGCGCGCAAAGCAAUACAAAAAGACCAAAUUGUCAAACUGAUUGUGGGUGCGGGCCAGGCUUCGCCAUCGCCGCCCGUGGGUCCCGCUCUUGGGAGUAAGGGUGUUAAGAGUAUGGAUUUCUGUAAGGAAUUUAACGCCCGCACCGCGCACUACACUCCAGGCACCCCCAUCCCCGCCCGCAUAACUGUCCGGCCUGAUCGCUCCUUCACCUUCUCCCUGCGCACACCCCCAACUGCCACCCUCCUCCUCUCCGCUGCCGGCGUGCUCCCCACCAAGAAUAAAAUCCGCGGCGCGGGCAAUGUCCCAGGACCUAUGAACAACACAGACGGGGCGAAGGGGAAAACUAGCCAGGGGAGUCCGACGGCAGGGAAUGCGGUGAAGGGGACGGUCGGGACGGUGAGUUUGAAACAUGUAUAUGAGAUUGCGAAGAUUAAGCAUCAGGAGACAAGGUUGAGUGGGCUGGAGUUGAAAGGGUUGGCGAAGAGUGUGGUGAGUCAGGCGGCGAGUAUUGGGGUUGUGGUUGUGCCGUGAUGAGUUGGGGAAUAACGAGAGCGGUUCAGAGAAAGGAAGGAAGGAAUGGGCGUGGAUAAGUACGAGUGAUGUAUUGGCCGUGCGAGAUCCCAACGCAUCAAACACAAUUGGCUUGCAUGGAUUGGAGUUUAUCAAAUGGAAUGAAUACUGAAAAAAGGGCCAAAGGCAUUCAGGUUCUAGUCCGUAGACUUUCUGUAUAAAGUUCUGUAUGGUACAUAUAUGUUUGAAAUGAUACACCCGAUCAAACGUCAAGAAGAAGAGAGUACAAUACCUUGAAUUAUAUUGGCUUGAGAUACUU